Messenger RNA from Perca flavescens (yellow perch), 1317 nucleotides. RefSeq names its product galactose-specific lectin nattectin. Lineage: Eukaryota; Metazoa; Chordata; Actinopteri; Perciformes; Percidae. The transcript has 7 exons. The coding region runs from base 147 to 620 and encodes 157 amino acids. The record is from RefSeq and is a predicted model, not a curated record.
GGGGCAGAACUUGAAGGGUCAUGCAGGCGUAGACGUACUCUCUUGUGGUGCUUUGAUAAACUAUAUAAAGAGUGAAUAUCUUCCUUUACUGACAGUCAUCAGCUGGUUGUUCUUCUCUGUGUCGGCCAAUCAUCACUUCAGAAAAGAUGGCAUCAGGCUUUCCAUUUGCUUUGUUGCUCUGUUUGUCCAUCGGACUGUUGGCUCCAUCCUGUUAUGGACAAACCUGCCCAGGUUCCUGCCCUCCUGGUUGGACUCCGUUCGGCUCUCGCUGUUUCAGCUUCAACAUCCAGAAAAAGACUUGGACCGAUGCAGAGACCUUCUGCAAGGCCGCCGGUGGGAAUCUGGCUUCAGUCCACUCAGCAGAGGAAUAUGAUUUCCUCAAAACCUACAUUCACCAAGUUACCGGUGAAAUCGAACGGACCUGGAUGGGAGGCUUUGACUCAGUGCAGGAGGGCGUGUGGAUGUGGUCUGAUGGAUCCAUAUUCGACUACAAAAGCUGGGCUCCGGGGAAGCCUGACAACGUCGGCGGAGUUGAGCACUGUCUUGAGAACUAUCAGGGCAAAUGGAACGACAAUUCGUGUCCCAAAACACAACCUUUCUUGUGCUCCAUGAACCUGUGAGGCCUCCCGCCAUCAUGAUCUCACUACAGCUCAUCUAUAAUCUCUUUCAUUGAUUCACUUUCAGUUUGUUGUGCAGACAGAAACAGCUCUCUGCUGACAGACUCAGUUUCACUUGUUUAUUGUCUGAGGAGUUAGGAAACAAUUCACAUUUGAGUUUUAACAUUAGACGGAAACUGACUCUCUGAGCUGGACAAAAACCUAAUCAGUUAUUGGAAUUUUAAUCUAGUGAAUAACACAAAAUGAAAUACAGAAAACAUUCAAAUACUCUGACAUCUUUUCCAUUUUAGUUUACUGAAUAUUGUCUGUUACAAACAGUGUCCACUAAUCUCAUAAAAUAAAACUUAAACACUCAUUUGAUUUCUCUAUGAGAGUUAAUAGUCUGAUCAAUACAACUCUCGUUUGUACACUAAAUAUGAAGUUCCCUGCGAGCAGACAUUAGCUUAGCUUAGCAUAAAGACUGGAAACAGGGAGGAACAUCUAGCAUGGCUCUGUCUAAAGGUAACAACAUCCACCUACCAGACAUUAGUGGUGACGAUCUUCUCAUCCAAAAUGUCCAAAUAGAAAAUAAAAGUCCAAAUGUUUUCCGAACGUUCUGUGAUAGAAGAGGAGUUUCUGGUCUGUUGGGUUCUUUAUUCAUCUGUUUUCCUUCACUUUAUAAUCAAUAAGCAUUACAAAAUAAAAGACAUAUUGUCACAAA